Messenger RNA from Penicillium bovifimosum, 1200 nucleotides. RefSeq names its product SUN family protein UTH1 (gene sun1). The record is from RefSeq and is a predicted model, not a curated record. The transcript has 3 exons. The coding region runs from base 1 to 1200 and encodes 399 amino acids. Gene Ontology annotation, biological process: fungal-type cell wall organization. Lineage: Eukaryota; Fungi; Ascomycota; Eurotiomycetes; Eurotiales; Aspergillaceae. Gene Ontology annotation, cellular component: cell surface; fungal-type cell wall.
AUGAAGUUCCAGAACACCGUUGCCGUGCUAGCCACGGCUGGCCUCGCCGCUGCCCACGGCCAUGGUCAUGGUCAUGCGCACAACCACAAGCGCGCCACCGAGACCGAGACCGUUUCAGUCCCUGGCCCCGUCGUCUACGAUUUCGUUGUGAUGGACCCUUCCAAGUCUGGCGCUCCUCAGUCUAUCAGCGUUGAUGACGCCUGCAAGGGUCUCGCCAACCACGAGCUCGAGUGGCUCGACGAUGCCGUCGCGGCUGCUUGCCCUUCCAGCAGCUCUAGCACUUCAACUGCCGCCCCGACCACAUCUACCGUCGCUCCUGCCAUCCUCCAGGAGGUGUCCGCUGUUAUCACACCUGCCAGCUCCACCACCACUGCGGCGCCCACAUCCACUACCACCAAGGCCGCUGCUACCAGCAGCUCCAGCAGCUCCGGUGCCAAGGGCCUCACCGCUGAUUUCCCUGACGGAGAGAUCGACUGCAGUGAAUUCCCCUCAGACUACGGUGCCGUGGCCCUUGACUACCUCGGCCUUGGUGGUUACUCCGGUAUCCAGUACGUCACUAUUCUCGACGAUUUGGUCAGCGACAUUGUGACCGCCUGGCCUACCACCCAGGGUGCCACCGGCCAGUCCGUUGGUGGUCUCCAGUGCAAGGGCGGCAAGCUUUACCUUACCAACAAGAGCCACAAGCAGCUUUGCAUUCCCGGCGUUGGUGGUGUUCACGUCAAGAACCAGAUGUCCGAGAACGUCGCUGUUUGCCGCACUGACUACCCCGGCACCGAGUCUGAGACCGUCCCUCUCGCGGCCUCUCCUGGUGUUACCCACGACCUGACUUGCCCUGACGGUGACACCUACUUCUUCUGGGAGGGUAAGGCUACCUCCGCUCAGUACUACGUUAACCCCAAGGGAGUUUCCGUUGAGAAGGGUUGCCAGUGGGGUGACGGCAGCGAGCCCAUCGGAAACUGGGCUCCCAUCAACCUUGGUGUCGGUUACACCAAGAGCGGCAAGUUCCUCUCCAUUUUCCCCAACGCCCCUACCACCGAUGAGCCUCUCGACUUCAACAUUAAGCUCGAAGGUGAUGACCUCAGCGAUGAGUGCCGUUACGAGAACGGCAAGUUCUAUGAUUCCAAGGGUCCCAUUCAGGGCAACAGUGGCUGCACAGUCGGUGUCACCUCCGGCAAGGCCUACUACGUCUUCUACGAAUAA